AUGUCUUUGUCAGCUUUAGGUGGAAGUGGUGCUGGGAGGUCAAAGGAAACUUCUGGUCAUAUAAAGCCUGAUGAUCCAGCUGCAACGAGACUGUCCUCUAAAGGGAUAUCGACACCAGUAAGGUCACCGGGCCCCAUGGGUAACCCAUUCUCCCAAGAUAUUCCACCAGAUAUGUCCAUGCUUCUUCAAAAUUUAGAAGCUGACUUCAUGGAGCAUAAAACCAUAGAUCAAUGGACUUACAUUAAUAGAAGAGAAGAAAUCAUGCAAAAUGUUAAUCGGAUUCAUCAACAACAACAGGAGCAAUUCUUAGAAAUAAAUUCGGCUAAGCUUCAAAAACCAUUGGAUCCUCGAAUGGGGGCUGAUCUUCUGAAUGGGUUGAACACAUCGCCCGAAUAUCUAUUGGAUGUAUUAGCUAGUAGAGCCCACCUAUAUAAGACUGAGCUGGCGUUUAUGGUGAUUGACAUCAAGGGUAAGGAAGUUUCGUCUAUAACAUGGGAAAAGCUCUAUUUGAAAGCGUUGAAAGUUGGUUAUGAGAUAAAGCACAGGAUGGCACUUAAACAUAGUGAUACUGUAAUAUUGCUUUAUAAGGAUGGCGAGGUCACGGAGUUUGUCAUUGCAUUGUUUGGAUGUUUCUUCGCUGGAGUGACAGCUAUUCCUAUUCACCAAGAUAUAUCAUUGCAUGAGGUUUUAGAAAUCAUCAACUGGAACUCAUCAAAGUUACUUCUAUAUACCGACACAGUUGCCAAAGAAAUUGACAAGCUCAGCGCAUCCUCUCUGAAGAUUCAAUGGCCAUCGAAACUUGUGCGUUGGCGAACAACAGAGUUUGGAUCUGCAAAGAAAACGGAUGUGGCUAACUGGAAGUCCAAACAAUAUCUGCAGAAAGGAACUGUGUCUAAGGACAACUUAGCUUAUGUGGAAUAUUCAAGAUCACCAGUCGGUGAGCUCAGAGGCAUUGCUUUGACCCAUUCAACAAUCUUACACCAAAUGAACUGCCUUAAUGAAACGCUUCUGAGUAUGCCAGAGUCUGGAGGAAAUCUUCGAAGAGAUCACAAGCACUACAGUAGACACUCUAAAGUAGUUUUGGCUACUCUAGAUAUCAGAUUUUCAAUUGGCAUGAUAUUGGGUAUAUUAUUCAAUGUUUACUCAGGUAAUUUACUUAUUUGGGCACCUCAAAGGGUCAUGGAGAUUCAAGGUUUGUAUGCUAACAUAGUUUCAAAGUGCCACGCAUCUUUAUUGUUGGGGGAUUACAUUGGUUUGAAGAGGGUCACUUAUGACUAUCAGCAAGCCCCCAAUUCGACAAGGUACUUUUCUAAAACGCAAAAGGUAGAUUUCUCCUCCGUCAAAUGGGUUUUAGUCAAUGCCUUAACUAUUGAUGGGGAGUUUAUUGAGAUUUUGUCGCAACGAUAUCUACGUCCUUUAGGUUGCCAACAUCCUGAAAAUGCGAUAAUUCCAAUGCUAACGUUAAGCGAAUAUGGAGGAAUGGUCAUUUCAUUAAGAGACUGGCUAGGAAGAACAGAGAAUCUAGGCUUAGAAGGUAUUCAAGAUGAAGCUGACACUGGUCCAGGUGACUUGUCAGCAGUAUUGAUUGAUAAGGAAUCUUUAUCAAGAAAUAUUGUUAAAGUUGUUGAUACUAACCCUUCAUCAUCAGAUGACAUAUCUCCAGACACCUUGAGAGUCGAUGCAUUUGGUUACCCCUUGCCUGAUGCUUCUUUGGCCGUCGUCAAUCCCGAGCUGUCUAUUUUAGUCUGCAAAGAGGAGUUAGGAGAAAUAUGGGUUGACAGUCCUUGCCUCUCUGGGGGCUUUCAUGGCCUGAGUCAAGGCUCCAAACAAAUAUUUCAUGCUAAGUGUCGAGAUGCGAAUGGUGUUAGUGAAAGAGAAUUCUUGAGAACCGGGUUGUUGGGAUUUACAAUGAAAGGUAAGGUUUAUGUUUUGGGAUUAUAUGAAGAUCGCAUUCGCCAAAGGAUCAGUUGGAUGGACCAAAAGUUAUACCAAAAGCUCCAAAAAGAUCUUAUUAUAGAUAAUGGGUCUAGGUAUCAUUACUCCUCACAUUUAUUAGCUACUUUGGCAAAAGAAGUCAGAGAGGUAUAUGACUGUACAAUAUUUGAUAUUUUUAUUGGCAAUGAAUAUUUGCCCGUGGCAAUUGUCGAAGCAGAGGUAAUUAAAGCCAUGGAAGAUGGGACUGAUUCGAAUGGACAAACAACGGGCUCUAAUAGAUCAAUAAAAGGUGCUGAAGGUGAAAAUGGUCAGGUAAAGAGUCCCAUUCCCUUGAAUGAGCCCGCUUUAAACUUGGUUGCUCAGAAAUGUUUCGACAAACUUUAUAAGCAUCAUUUCUUGCGCUUGUACUGUGUCGUAGUUGUUGACUGUGAUACCUUGCCAAAGAUAAUGAGAAGUGGAGGUCGUGAAAUCGCUAAUAUGCUAUGUAAAAAGAGAUUUCUUGAAGGUAGCUUGAAAGCUGAAUUUGUGAAAUUCUUCGUGAGAAAGUCCAUAAGUAUGAUUCCUUACGGUGAAGAUAUUAUUGGCGGAAUCUGGUCUCUGUAUGCAUCAGAGUUGAGGAGCCUUGCCCUAUCGAAGUUUCCUAGACAAGUUUCAAAUAUUGACUAUAGAGAAAAGUCAGUAGACGAGAAGACUGGUGCACCUCUCACAGAUUUUAAAACCAUUACUGAUGUUUUGAAAUUCAGAGUCGCAAGCUCUGGCGAUGCGAUAGCAUUGCAAAAUAUUGAUCAUAGCGGAAAGUCUUCUUCGAAGCCAUUGACGUGGAAGAAAUUUGAACAUAAAAUUUAUGCGGUUUGCCAUUACAUGAUUGAAAAAGCUGCUAUCAAACCAGGACAAUAUGUGAUGUUGAUGUUUUCGUUAUCAGAAGAGUUUGUAAUUGCAGUGUAUGCAUGUCUUAUAUGUGGAAUUAUUCCUAUCCCGUUGUUGCCAUUUGAUUCGAAUAGAAUUGGGGAAGAUUUUCCAGCUUUCGUUGGGAUCAUAAAAGAUUUUGGAAUUCAGGAUAUCUUGGUAAAUGAGGACGUCGAAAAGUUUCUAAAAAAUGGUCCGAUGGCAGACUCAUUAAAACGCCUCACAAGCAAGAAAAGGAACGGUCUCAAGAUAAAAAACACGACGAAGCUUACAAAGGUUUCGAAUGUUGCAUCAUUGAAUUCCAAAAUUUCGAGGUAUCAAGCGGCAGUCAAUUUUCGUGAUGAGAAGACGACUGCACUUAUCUGGUUGAACUUUACUUCAGACUAUUAUAGAGUAGGUGCAACACUAAGUCAUAAAAGCAUUAUGGGAAUAUGCAAAGUUUUCAAAGAGACGUGUAACUUAACUUCCCAUUCAGCUAUUGUAGGAUGUGUCAGGCAUUCUUCAGGAAUUGGAUUCGUACAAUCAGUAUUGUUGGGCGUUUACUUAGGAACUACAACCUAUUUAAGCUCUCCUGUGAGUUUUGCAGAAAAUCCCUUGGCUCUUUUCCUUUCUUUAGCUCGUUACAAGGUUAAAGAUGUCUUUGUUACCGAACAAAUGCUUAAGUAUGCUGCAGUUAAAUUUAAUCCAAAGGGCUUUAAUUUAUCAAACCUAAAGAAUAUGAUGAUAAGUACUGAUGCAAGGCUUGAAAUUGAUUUAUUGAGAAAGAUUGCAAAAGUCUUUCAGCCUACAAACUUGAGUGCAGCAUCUUUAUCGACAGUGUACAACCAUUGCUUCAAUCCAAUUAUAUCUACACGUUCAUAUAUGAAAGUCGCGCCUGUGGAUUUAUAUUUGGAUCCUAUUGCUCUUCGGCAAGGUUACAUUUCUAUUGUUAAUCCUGCUGACAUACCCAAUGCUCUUCACAUCCAGGAUUCUGGAAUUGCUCCUGUUUGUACUGAAAUUGCUGUCGUGAACCCAGAAACUAACAGGAUGUGUAAAGAAGGAGAAUUCGGCGAAAUAUGGGUCUAUUCAGAAGCAAAUUUAACUUCAUUUACCAAUGGACCAAAUGGGCCAGUUGAUAAAUUUACUAAUAACCAAUUUGAGGCAAGGAUCAAUGGAGGCAAUCCAAAUGUGACGUAUUUGAGAACCGGGGACCUUGGAUUUUUGCAUAAUAUAUCAAUUAGCAGAAAUAGAGAAGAUGACAAGAAUCUUGAAGAUGAAAAAGAGAUGGUUACUUCAUUCCAACCACUUUUCAUCUUGGGAAAAAUAGCGGAAACAUUUGAAGUUAUGGGCUUGCACCACUUUCCUAUUGAUAUAGAGAAUACUAUUGAAUCAUGUCAUUCAGAUAUAUACAAGAAUGGGGCUUGCAUAUUUAAAUGCUCUGACUACACGAUAGUCGUUUGCGAGGCAAAGAGAUCGAGGUAUUUUGCUUCUCUCGUUCCGUUAAUAGUAAAUACUGUUUUGAGUAAGCAUCAUAUAAUCGUCGACAUUGUUGCUUUUAUUAGAAAAGGAGAGUUUCCUAUAUCGAGACUAGGUACCAAGCAAAGAGCAAGAAUCAUAGAUGCUUGGGUCCAGGGCGUGAUUCCAAUUGUUGCUCUGUAUGGUGUGAACUACGGUGAGAAUAGUAUGAUUAAGCUUGUUAAGGAAAUUGACUCUGUCGCAAGAGAUCAUCCUAUUACAGGUAUUAAGAAUCCUGCGAUGUUUUACGACCCAGAUCUUACAUAUGAGAAUAAAAAUCCUUUCGACUCGUACGGAGAGAGCUUGACGUUGAAUGAUACUUCUUCAAACCUAACAACUAGCAAUUCCGGAGAGGCUUUGUCUUUUGCUGUCUCAAACAGAAUAUAA
Priceomyces carsonii is the source of this 4722-nucleotide messenger RNA. RefSeq lists its product as uncharacterized. NCBI's taxonomy places the organism in Eukaryota, Fungi, Ascomycota, Pichiomycetes, Serinales, Debaryomycetaceae. Gene Ontology annotation, cellular component: cytosol. Bases 1 to 4722 code for a protein of 1573 amino acids. The record is from RefSeq and is a predicted model, not a curated record. The transcript has a single exon.